AUGGAAAUAUGGUUAUGUAUAACAUGUCUUGCAGAUUGCAUGGACCCAGAUGGUUCUAGUUCUAGAAAUGGGUGACUUUAGCAUAAUUGGUGUCAAGCCAGGGAUAAGUUAUUGGAUGCAACUUAAAAACUCAACAGGAAAUGUGAAAAUAUUCUUUAGAGUCAGCCAGGAUCAGUGAACUUAAUGUAUGGAGAUUUUUGAUGGAGGGUUUUUUAGGUUGAAGAUGAGUGUGAAAAAUAAUGAUGAUGAAUGGGAAAGUGAAACUCAAAUGAAUCUGAGAAAGAUGGCAAUUCUUAAAGUACCCAACUCAGGACUCCAGGAAAUGAAUCUUAUUAUGUGAUAGUUAGCAGUGGGUACAAGUCAUGGCUGUCGUAACUUAUUUCAUUCAAAUAUAUGGCAUAAAAAUCCUAAUUUCUGGACAAAAAUGGCACCUGGUGAAGUUAUCACCUACCUUAAGUAGUAAGUGUAUUUAGUUUUUUGAGUCAUAGAACUGCAUUGUUGAAUGUCCCCUUCUGGAAAGGAUAUGGUGCUUGCUUACCAUUUUUCAAUUUGAAGAAGACAGAUGGAUAAAGGAAGAAUUAGAAAUUGAAUUAGUAGUUUGGCUUUCCCAUGUUAUUAAAAGAUCAGGAAUUUCCAACUCUAUUGGACUAAACUUGUAUGGAUUGUGCGGAUUUAUUUAUUUAUUUUUAUUUAUUUAUUUUUUUUGUAUAUGAACACUCACACUUCUGAUUUAUCUUUUUAUUUUCAGCUAUAUGAUGUAGUGCGCAAGGAAAUAUGGUACCGACCUGACAUGUACUUUUACAGGGACAUGCUAAUGAUGCUUGCUAGAAACAGAAAGGUAGAUGAAGCAAAGCUGGUUUGGCAAGAUUUGAAGAGAGAGGAAGUUUUGUUUGAUCAACAUACCUUUGGAGACCUUGUUCGAGCCUUCUUGGAUAGUGGACUACUUUCAGAGGCAAUGGACAUAUAUGAUGAAAUGAGGCAAUCACCAGAUCCCCCAUUAUCUCUGCCCUUUCGUGUAAUCUUGAAAGGGCUCCUCCCAUAUCCAGAAUUGAGAGAGAAGGUCAAAGACGAUUUUUUGGAGCUUUUCCCUGACAUGAUUGUGUAUGAUCCACCAGAGGACUUGUUUGAGGAUGAAGAUAGAGGAAAAGAUAGUGAAGAUGAGUAGAAAUUGAUGAUAAUGCAAUAUUCUUUGCUUAUUGGAGUUGAUGAUUUUCCUUGGAUGAGCAGUUUCGCUGUAAAGAGGUUAAGGUAUAGAUUCUAUUAAU
Rubroshorea leprosula is the source of this 1265-nucleotide messenger RNA. The record is from the annotation of a GenBank genome assembly. Lineage: Eukaryota; Viridiplantae; Streptophyta; Magnoliopsida; Malvales; Dipterocarpaceae.